CAACUUUCUUGUUGGAAAUCGAUUGUGGUUUUCAAGUAGAAAUGGGAAUAAUUUUCGAUGAGCUCCCAGAUGACAUACUGCUUCAUCUUUUCCAGUUUUUGGGCGGGAAAGAUUGCAUGACUUUUUCACUCUCAGGGGUCUCCAAUAGGUUUUCGUAUCUGUACGGUGGCAGACGAACGGUGUCAAUCCACCAAUGUUAUUCUUUGACUGAAGAGCUAUUCCAUUCAUACAUCAGGAAUUGGGUUUGCCCAGAAAUGGUCACAUGUUUAGAUGUCAGCCAUUGUUACUGGCUACCACAUGGUUCUCUGUACGAUGUUGUCUUAUCAAUGAAGCAGUUGAAUUCCCUACAUGUUCAAGAUACCAAAUUGAACCUAUCAGAUCUUUCAGUUAUAUUCAAGAGUUGUAAUCAAAUAACAAGUAUUGGAAUCAGUGUAACAGAGGAUGACUUGAAAGCUUUUCAAAAGACACGAAAAUUUGGAACAUUAUCUAGAGCAUUGCCAUCACUGUCCGAUGGUUUUGCAAAACUGACUGAUGUGAAAAUUCUGGUAUUCAACAGUGCCUAUUAUAUAGACUCCUGGUGCAUGAUUUUGCAUUUAUUAAGUUGCUGUAAGAUAUGUGUGGAUCUCCAUGUGGAAAUCGAUUAUAGUGAAGACUAUUUCAGGUAUGGGCCAUUUGGGAAAAACGAUUAUGACGAAGAAUUCGUGAACCAUGUACGCAACGAAUUCUUCCCUCAUUUAGGGUGGAUGGCUUCGUUGAAAAAAUUGGUUAUUUUAAAGAGGGGUGGCGUUAUUUCGUACGAUGACGAAUGUGUCAAGGGACUCGUUAAUUGGAUAUUUUCCCAAUAUAACAUGAACUCCAUAGAACGUAUUUGGAUAAAGGAAGAAAUCGAAAUCCUCUCAGACGCCAUUGCUUCGAACAAUCAAUUAAAAUCAAUCUUGUGUGGCUAUUUACCGGACUUUGUUUGGAGUAACCAGCGAUCUGUGCAUUUAGAGCACAUUGGUGGCAUUGGGUUAGGCCAUUGGAUCACGCCCGACACGUCGUCUAACAUUCGCUACAUUCAUGGCUACUGCAUAAAUUCCAAAGGUGUCGACGAAUUGUGCCGAAACCAUCCUAAAUUGGAACACUUGCUUUUAAAUGAUAACAACGGUAACCCGUUUUUCAUUAAAGGUGACUGGAAACUGCAACAUUUAAAAACGCUGGUUUACACGUGUAGUUUUCCUAAUCCAAAAAUCCUGGAACAUUUCAUAAAUGCUACUCCGAAUUUGGAUGCCCUACAUAUUGGCUAUUCAAAUCGUUCGGCUUUGAGCCCUUGGACACCAGUGAACCAUGAAUCUCCAUCUGCUAGUGUGACUGCGGAUUUCUUGAAAGUGAUAUGUUGUCCUCGGUUAACUACAUUGAGUUUGAAUGCGUUUGAUUUGUUUGAUGGCGAAUUCUUUGAAGCGGUUUUCAAGGGCUGUCCACAACUAAAAAGUCUCCACAUCUGUGGUGGCCUUACCAAUGUCAGAUGUUUCGAAAAUUUUGGGCGCUUCAUAUCUUUGGCUAGAAGUCUACGAGAUCUUAGAUUACAAUACGCCAACGAGUAUGAUGAACAAAUUGCGGAUCAAUCUCUGAACAUUCUCAAUGCUCUCUUUGAGUGCAAUCGAUUGGAAAGACUAGUUCUCUACGAGGAAGAUGGUCCAAAUACGCCAUGGGAUGAUAAGACACUUCAAAACACUCUGCUCGAUUUUGUCAAAAGGAUGCAUCAUCUGGUAGCAUUUUGUUUUAUCACAGCGUCAGACAUUCAACCGGCAACGUUAGGCGAUCUUAAACAAAAAUUGGAUGAACUCGUUGUUUCAAAUCGGCCGGCAUUAUGGUAUCAUGUUGGUCAAACACUCCCCAGAUCAACGGACCCUACCGUUCCACGGAUCCAUUACGACCAAAUCGUCUCUCCAAUCAACCCUUCCGAAAUUGCUCCAGAAUUGUGA
This is a messenger RNA of Daphnia carinata, 1964 nucleotides long. RefSeq lists its product as uncharacterized. Gene Ontology annotation, biological process: SCF-dependent proteasomal ubiquitin-dependent protein catabolic process. The record is from RefSeq and is a predicted model, not a curated record. The transcript has 7 exons. The coding region runs from base 42 to 1964 and encodes 640 amino acids. Lineage: Eukaryota; Metazoa; Arthropoda; Branchiopoda; Diplostraca; Daphniidae. Gene Ontology annotation, cellular component: SCF ubiquitin ligase complex.